Molecule: messenger RNA, 133 nt
Organism: Racocetra fulgida
Lineage: Eukaryota; Fungi; Glomeromycota; Glomeromycetes; Diversisporales; Gigasporaceae
Source: the annotation of a GenBank genome assembly
AUAAUGCUGACGACUUAAUGGCUUUCGUAGUUUUAAGUGAAAUCAAUAUAUGUCGUACGUCGGAUUAUAAAUUGUAUGCCUAUGUUAGAUAUUGGCAGAAUUAUAAUGAUUUUAAUCCGACACCAAAGGAAAC